AGAUUAUUACGCGAGAAAAAGUAAGAAAAUUGAAUAAGUUAUUUAUUCUACGAAACCAAACAAAAUUUCCUUUUUUGUACGAAGAGGAAAUCGCUAAAAUUACGUUACACCCGAGAAAAUUGUGAAGUUUGCUAAAGCAAGCAAAAUUGUUAAUACUGAGUUAAGAAAAAUACGUGUACAUCGAGAUUGCCGAAUUAUAAGUUGAAGCUCGAGUUCAGUUCGGUUCGAUGCGCACUUAAAUUCGAUUAAAUUAACAGUUAAAGCAAGAAAAGUUCGUUCACCCACAACAACGCAGCAACGAAUUCCGCAGUCACCAUUUCAACCGACACCUCUCUACCAACGCACCAUAGCACGACAGUAUAAAAUCGGACAGCGUCAAAAGCUGAAAUACCGACAAAGCAGUGAAUAGCGUUGUAAAGAUUCUACAUUUGCACGCGUAAUUUCCUCAGACAUAGCGCAGAAAAGGAAAAUUUGUAAAUAAAAGAAAUUUUGUGGAUGUGAGACAAUAGCCAGUAGAACAAACGCAACCAACGCUUUACCUUGACAGUGACGACGUCGACAAAAGUGGCAAGUCAGUGGAGGAAGCAAACCAAACGUAUUGGAAAAAGAAAGAAGCUGUACAUACAUACAUAUCUAUAGUUUCUUGAAAACAUUUUAAUAUAUUGUACUAAAUAAAAGAAACUCUUAAACAGGCUAGCCAAGUGAGUAGCUUCAGUGGUCUGACAUGUCAUCAGCUGAGGAGCAAAAUAACAAGAUGAAUGAAUUAACGCCGGAAGAGAUACGCGCUCGAAGAUUGCGUACAUUAGCGGUAGCUAAUACCCCAAAAGUAAAUACGCCCAGCAGUACCGCAACUACAACAAUAGAGAGCAGCUCAAGCUCCACUACAAUUCCGACAACACCAGUGUCAGCGGAUGAUAAUGAGAAGGGCUUAGCACCCCGCUGUCCCAACUAUGCUACUAAGGAUUCACGCUUGUUGCGCACCCAACUCACAGCGGAGGCUUCUAAUUCAUCAGAAAACAUGCUACCCCCUUCGGAAUCUACGAAAAUGGACGUUGACGUCGAAAUGAAUUCACUAAAUACAACACCUACUCAACCCAUGGAUAUAGCUAAAUGCCCAUUAGUGCUGACCGCUGCUUCAUCAACCUCGUCUGUAUUCACACCUCCAACAGAAUGUGCUAUAAAAGCAGAACUCGGCAAUUAUAGCAACGAAACAGCUGACAGCAGUGUCGUUGAAUGUAUGGAGACGACAGAGAUUACAAACACGAUUAACGAACGUAAGCAGCCGGAACAGUCGUUAGAUGAACGCAUUGAGGGCAUGAUUUCGAAAAUAUUCAAUGCUGCAUGGAAUGAACAUAGUGUCGGCUCAAUGAUAUGCCCGCGUACUGCCAAUUUUCUUGAACAAUAUCCACAUAUGCGUUUUGAUUUUGAAACGAUCAUACAUGAUCUACUGCUAGAGUGUGUGCUAAAGUUGUAUAAAGAAGAGCAUGAUUCAACAGAGGGGGCUAGCGGCGGAAGCGUUGCAGCGGCUACCAACGAGGCCGAUAUUCCGUCUACGAGUGCUAGUAGCUCAGCAAUAGCUGUAAGUUCCAGUGACAAUAAUAAAGCGACUUCAUCGAAAUCUGCCGCUGCAUCUGCAUUGGCGACGUCUACGUCUACAACAUCGGCAGCAUCAUCAGCGAAUCCCACUUAUUCAACUCCGAAAAAGAUUAAAAGCGAUGACACGGAAGUACAAGAAAUAUUGGCAAAUGCAGCGCCAGGCAGCGCAGGUGGCACGCGACCAUCAAUUUUCUUUUCAGAAAAUGCAAUGAGCGGUGGCGGCAGUAGUAGUACACGCGACGAUGAACAACCCACAUCAUCACAGGCGACUACCUCAACUGCUGCUAAUUUGGAUUGCACCACCUAUCCAGUACCAACGUCUGCCACAAUGCGCGGCACUGUGGUCAAACAAGAUGUCGUCUUAUACUUGGUAAAUUGUCAUCGGCUACGUCAACAAUACUUAACUGAUAAUAAUGUUAGCAGCAGCAAUGAUCCAAUUGAGGCGGCAACGAAAAUUCAAAGCAUACUACAACAAGUAUAUGACGCCGUAAUGCGCACCACAAUACUUGUGCUCACCGAUCGCAUCUAUGAAAAUUCGAAUUAUAUAUUAGAUCAAUCAGCCUUGCUGGAAAUGCUCUACCAAGGUCGCAUACCCGAUGGAUUCUUGUAUGAUUUGGUGGCUACCGCCUACAACCAAUUUGAAGACUUUCAACAAAUCUUUACACAACUUUUGCGUGGUCUCUUCAUUGGCAUGCAACGCAAUAUUUGUACAGCCAAUAUAAAUACACAGCAAAUUGAUUUGUUAUCUAAAUUGGUCACCAUUAAAGUUGGUUCGUCACGGCCGAUAUGUGAUUUAAUUGCUGCGCAAGUAAAUUUCCUUCCUGAAAUGUGUACGAAAAUACCAGGCCGAGAAAUAGUGAAAUGCAGCUAUUUAGGGCCAUUCUUGUCCGUCUCGCUGUUCGCCGAGGAAAAUGUGAAAUUCGCAGAGGCGCAUGGCAAAAGCAAUGUCAUUGUGUAUAGCAUGUACCACUUUCGUUGGGAAAUGCAAUCAAUGCGCACGUCAAUGCAUACAGUCUUUCACUCGUUGCUCGUCAACGUAAAUAGCCGCCCUAAAACGCUUGACUACAUUGGCAAAAUACUGCGCUACAACGAGCGUCGUGCACAGCUCGCUUGCGAUGAAAAAUUGCUUGCACGCGAUGGUUUCGUCAUAAAUCUAAUGAGCGUAUUGCAACAGCUGUCGGUGAAAAUCAAAUUGGAUCGCAUCGAUCCGGCUUUUCCCUUCUAUAAAGACUCGUUGAUCUCCAUUGAGAACGAUACGAAAUUACGUUACGCUGACGACGAAUAUAAACAGUUCAUUGAACGUAAUUUUGCUACGGUCACACAUAAUGCCAACUUCCAGACGCAAUGUUGGUUCCUAACACUUCAAGCGCAUCAUUUGGGCUAUAUGCCAGCCAUACAACGCUAUCGGCAGAAGGCACGCGCCAUUAAAGAACUGCAAAAACUCAUUGACGAAAUCGAUCGCACCAAAUCGCAUUGGGAGAAUACACCAUAUGCGAAAAGGAAUAAACAGUUUCGUGAACGUUGGCAUAAGCAAUUGAAAAAGUUGACCAGGUCCAAAAUGUGCAGUGAACUAUGCUUGCUCGAUCCUAAACUUUUAUCAGCUUGCAUGUACUUCUAUUCGACUGUUUGCGAAUAUCUACUAUAUCAAAUUGAGGGACGUGCCAUUGAGGGCCCAUUCAUAGCCAAGGUGCCGGUGCAACAAUUGAAGCCGACCGAUACAUUUGCUGCACUGCCCGAGUGGUAUGUCGACGAUAUUGCCGAAUUCAUACUGUUCGCCAUGCAACAUGCCCUCAAUGAUAUACGGCAGACAAUCGAUCAUUCGAUAAUCACAUGGUUGUUGACGUGCGUCUGUGUGCCCAAUCUCAUAAAGAAUCCUUAUGUCACUGCCAAAUUAGUUGAAGUGUUGUUUGUGUUCUCACUUGGACCACAAAAUUCAUUAAGCACAUCUGUAAGCACAAUGUGGAAUCAUGAAUUGGCACAGACUGUGCUUUGCAGCGCGCUAAUGAAAUUCUACGUAGAUAUUGAAACGACUGGACAAAGUACUGAGUUCUAUGAUAAAUUUACUAUUCGAUAUCACAUAAGUCAUCUAUUUAAAUCAAUGUGGGAAAAUCCUGUGCUACGGCAAGUAAUGAUAACCGAAUCGAAUUCGGGCAAACAAUUUGUGAAAUUUAUUAACAUGCUCAUGAACGAUACCACAUUCCUGUUGGAUGAAUGCCUAGAAAAUUUGAAGCGCAUACAUCAAACACAGGUGCUGAUGAUGAACGAGAGCGCGUGGGGGCAAAUGAGCUCUGAACAGCAGCAAACUAGACUCUCGCAAUUAAAUACUGAUGAACGACAGUGUCGUUCUUAUUUGACACUUGCACGCGAAACUGUGGAAAUGUUUCAUUAUUUAACGAAUGACAUUAAAGAGCCAUUCAUGCGCGACGAAAUAAUCGAUCGUCUCAGUUCAAUGUUAAAUUUCAAUUUACAACAAUUGUGUGGGCCCAAGUGCAAUGAUCUAAAAGUACGCAAUCCAGCUAAAUAUGGUUGGGAACCACGUCGGCUGCUAGGCGAAAUUUUUGAUAUAUAUCUACAUCUGGACUGUGAUAGAUUUGCGCAGGCAUUAGCCGCCGAUGAGCGUUCAUUUCAGAAGCAUUUAUUUGACGAUGCUGCCAGUCGCAUAGAACGUUUGGGUAUACGUUCCACAACUGAGGUGGAAAAAUUCAGGUCAUUGAUUAGUAGAGCCCAUGAUAUUUAUGUUGCAAAUCAGCUAGCCGAAGAUGAGUGCGCCGAUGCGCCCGACGAAUUCAAAGAUCCUCUAAUGGAUACGCUCAUGUCGGAUCCGGUAAUGCUGCCAUCGGGCACGAUUAUGGAUCGUGCUAUUAUAACAAGGCAUUUGUUGAACAGUAACACUGAUCCGUUCAAUCGUCAGCCAUUGACCGAAGAUAUGCUCGUGCCAAAUAUUGAACUGAAGGAACGUAUCGAUGCUUGGCGUAAGGAGCAACGUUUUAAGCGACAACAAGAGCAAAAUGUACGCUUAAACGAUAAGAGCAGCUAAAUUAUAGCAUCAAUGGCGUGUGGUAUGUACUGUACGGUGAAUGUGGCGAGCAAGCAAACAAACGAGAAAAGAAGUCAGCCAAGGUUGCAGUAGCCACAUUUUACUUUUCAAGCUGUUGAUGUUGCUAUUGCUGUCGCUGAAAUUGCUGCCGCCGAUGUAGCAGCUUCUUAUAUGUUUGGCGUAGUUCAUGAAUCGAAUUUUAAUUAGUUGUUUUGUGUGUGUGCGUGUGUAUGAA
Messenger RNA from Rhagoletis pomonella (apple maggot), 4868 nucleotides. It is a transcript of the gene Ube4B, whose product is annotated as ubiquitin conjugation factor E4 B. Gene Ontology annotation, molecular function: ubiquitin-ubiquitin ligase activity. Gene Ontology annotation, cellular component: nucleus; cytoplasm; ubiquitin ligase complex. The coding region runs from base 725 to 4633 and encodes 1302 amino acids. The transcript has 12 exons. Gene Ontology annotation, biological process: protein polyubiquitination. The record is from RefSeq and is a predicted model, not a curated record. NCBI's taxonomy places the organism in Eukaryota, Metazoa, Arthropoda, Insecta, Diptera, Tephritidae.